AGUUAAACUUCAAAGUGACACUCGAUAAAGCGGUGACAACAGAUAAGGCGACAUUUGUGCUAGUUGUCGGUAGCUAGCUAGCAUGGUGAAGGUAUCUAGUCAACAUUUGCUAUCCUGCUAACGUUAAACUACCCGAUGUAAACAUAACUAAGCAGGUGUCGACAAGGCAGACAAAAUAAGAAAAAUCAACCCAAAUGUCAUUUCAAAUGGAUAAAGAGGAAUCGGAGCGGCUAAUAGAGAAGGCGAAGCUAUACUUGCGGACAGGACGGAAAGAUAAAGCCCUGCCAUUGUUGUACGAAGCACAGAAAAUCUACCCCAGCAGCCGUGCCAGAAUUUUGAUAGAUGCGAUAGUGAAGAAUGGAAGUGCAGCUGCCCCUGAGACAGAACGUAUAUAUACACCCCCUCCAGGCUGGAGGACAGGUGAUGAGGGCAGCUCGCCACGACAGCGUGAAUACCACGACACCUUGGGUGGAGCGGAGGAGGCCAGUGAUGACAAGAAGACUUACACCGAGGAGCAGCGUCAAGGUGUGCUCAGGAUAAAGAGAUGUAAAGACUUCUAUGAGAUCCUGGGUGUGCCCAAAGACGCCAGCGACGACGACCUGAAAAAGGCCUACAGAAAACUGGCUCUGCGCUUCCAUCCAGAUAAAAACUUUGCCCCGGGUGCCACUGAUGCUUUUAAAGCCAUAGGUAAUGCGUAUGCGGUGCUCAGUAACCCAGAGAAGAGGAAGCAGUACAAUCAGUACGGCGAUCAGGGCCCAGCCGAGGCCGCCGGCCAGUCCACCGCCCAGCCACGCCAGGCCUACGGACACCACCGCACCUUCCACAGAGACUUUGAGCCCGACAUCACCCCCGAAGAAGUCUUCAACAUUUUCUUUGGCGGGAGAUUUCCGACAGGCAACAUCCACGUGUACACCAACAGAGGAGCUUCAUACUCUCAUUUCUACCAGCCCCGACGUCGCCGUGUUUACGAGAGGCACGAGGAGGAACCAGAGCCCAACCAGAGUCAGAACAACUUCACUGCCUUCCUGCAGCUUCUUCCUGUACUGGUGCUCGUCCUUAUCUCUGUAGUAACCCAGCUCAUGGCAACCAAUCCCCCGUACAGUCUCUUCUAUAAGCCGUCCAUGGGAUUGGUUGUCUCCAGAGAAACACAGAAUAUGGGCGUGACUUACUAUGUGGAUAAGAGCUUUCAGAAGGAGUAUCAAGGGGCAUCUCUGGAGGACCUGGAGAGGGCCAUCGAGAGCGACUAUAUAGACCACCUGCAGAGCAGCUGUUUGAAGGAGAAACAGCAAAAGUCGGAUCUGGCCAACCUGGGUCAGCUUUAUCGGGAUGAGCGGCUGAAGCAGAAGGCAGAGUCUAUGAAGCUUGACCACUGCGACAAACUACAUCGCUUCAUUGGGCGACAGAGGGGCAACUAAGUCGGGGGGCGGAGGUUCAGUUUCUGGGCCCCCCCCCCCAACAUUUUAUGAGAUUUUAGUAUUGGUUAUAUAUUUAAUUUAUCCACAUGGGGUCACUCUUUGGGGCGUGAGGCAGGCAGAGCUGUUUUAGUAGGCGUGCGAUACCUUUUGUCUCCUCGUAUGGGAGAGAGGAUUCAGACACCACACAGCUGCCCCUGGGGUUCUUCAAGCGAUUAGUUUUGUCUGCCUGUUACAACGUUUAAGCUCAGCUUUGUCAGUGAGAGAGUGUGUUUGUGUGUAUGUUUGUGUGUGGGAGCCUGGUUCUUAGUUCCUUACAUUAAGGAACACAGGCUUGUCAACAGGAUUCUUCAGUAAUGGCCGCUUGUUCACACUUCUUUGUCGUAUC
Chanos chanos (milkfish) is the source of this 1800-nucleotide messenger RNA. RefSeq names its product DnaJ (Hsp40) homolog, subfamily C, member 18 (gene dnajc18). Gene Ontology annotation, cellular component: endoplasmic reticulum membrane. Gene Ontology annotation, biological process: cellular response to misfolded protein. Gene Ontology annotation, molecular function: Hsp70 protein binding. The coding region runs from base 195 to 1415 and encodes 406 amino acids. The transcript is spliced from 9 exons. NCBI's taxonomy places the organism in Eukaryota, Metazoa, Chordata, Actinopteri, Gonorynchiformes, Chanidae. The record is from RefSeq and is a predicted model, not a curated record.